Helianthus annuus (common sunflower) is the source of this 1343-nucleotide messenger RNA. RefSeq names its product abasic site processing protein YoqW. The coding region runs from base 153 to 1172 and encodes 339 amino acids. Lineage: Eukaryota; Viridiplantae; Streptophyta; Magnoliopsida; Asterales; Asteraceae. Gene Ontology annotation, molecular function: single-stranded DNA binding. The transcript is spliced from 8 exons. Gene Ontology annotation, biological process: DNA damage response. The record is from RefSeq and is a predicted model, not a curated record.
AAUUUGGUGGAAUUUUGUGACUCGAAACGAAAGACACUGUCUAGUGUCUGGUGUAAACAGUAGAACAAAACGGAGAGGGAAUCGAACCCUAAUUACAUUUCCCGCCUUUCUUCCGACGAACUUUACUGCAACUCUACUACGAACAGUGAAUCAUGUGCGGCCGUUGUCGCUGUUCUAUCCGUCCAGAUGACGUCCCUCGCGCUUGCAACAUCGGUAACCGCCCCGUUCGUUUUGUCCAUACAGACCGGUUCCGAGCAGCAUAUAAUGUUUCACCUGGAUCAAACAUCCCUGUUGUUCGAAGAGACACGGAAGCUGACGGUCAGGGAGCUGUUGUGCAGUGCAUGAAAUGGGGGCUUAUUCCAAGUUUCACUAAAAAGACUGAAAAACCUGACUAUUAUAGAAUGUUUAAUGCUCGAUCAGAGUCAAUUGGUGAAAAGGCCUCCUUUCGCCGCCUUCUUUCUGGAAACAGGUGCUUGGUUGCUGUUGAAGGAUUUUACGAGUGGAAGAAAGAUGGGUCGAAAAAGCAGCCAUACUAUAUUCAUCUGAAGGAUGAUCGCCCCCUUGUCUUUGCUGCUCUUUAUGAUUCCUGGAAAAACUCUGAAGGGGAGGUUCAAUACACCUUCACUAUUUUGACAACAAGUUCCUCAUCAGCCUUAGGUUGGCUGCAUGACAGGAUGCCUGUUAUAUUAGGGAAUAAAGAGUCAACUGAUGAGUGGCUAGAUGGUUCUUCAUCUUCCAAGUUUGAUUCAUUGCUUAAACCGUACGAAGAGCCAGACUUGGUUUGGUACCCCGUAACACCUGCAAUGGGCAAACCUUCUUUCGAUGGACCUGACUGUAUCAAGGAGGUAAAGAUCGAGGAAACAAAACCGAUCUCAAUGUUCUUUGCAAAAAAGGUCACUAAAAAGGAAGAUCCGUCAGAGCAUCAACUUCCCGCUGCACAUAAAGAGGUCACCGAAACAGAAAAACCAAAAGGCCCGAAAGAGGAACCCGAAACUUAUGUGGGUCCCAGCACAUUGAAUCUCAAACGCGAGUAUGGUGACUUUUCUUCUGAUAUAAAACCGCCUGUCAAUGAAGAUGCUGACAACCAGUAUAAAAGUCCAGCUAAAAAGGGAAACUUUAAGAGCCCUGGUGACAAGCAAAAGACACUAUUCUCGUACUUUGGGAAAGGUUAAUCCUUAAUUUUUACUAAUGGUGUAAAUAUACUUGAUAUCUUGUUGUAUUGGGACGGCUUUGUUGUAGCGGUUGGAACACUUUUACUGAUCCAGUUGCUAGUCGUGUGCUAGCUAAACUUAUACUGGUGGUAAUUUUUUGACGUGUGGGAAUAGAACCGCGUUUUAUGGUUA